This is a messenger RNA of Torulaspora delbrueckii, 840 nucleotides long. RefSeq names its product Osw1p (gene OSW1). The transcript has a single exon. Lineage: Eukaryota; Fungi; Ascomycota; Saccharomycetes; Saccharomycetales; Saccharomycetaceae. The coding region runs from base 1 to 840 and encodes 279 amino acids. The record is from RefSeq and is a predicted model, not a curated record.
AUGAGGGCACCACCUCCACCGAGAAGGUCAAAGUCAAGAUUUUUAGCACAUUGCGUUGUUCAGUUACGACAAUUAAUUAGCUGCUACAGAUUGCGAAAACGGUGGCAUUUGCAUAAGCUGCACAAGAUUCACAGGACAGGAGGAGCUGCCGUCAGUCCGAUUUCCGGUAUUCAUGCCGAAGAUAUGAUGAAUAUGCCAACCGCUUUACAGCCAAGAAAUAGCAGGAAGAAACCAUUGCUCAUCGCUGAAUUCCCAAAAGGUUGCUCCAGGUCACCAAGAGUGCGUGUUUUGCAAAGGAACAGAUUAUCAAAAUUGAUGAUAAGCAAGAGAAAAUAUAAAUUGAAGUCCUUUGAUGUCGAUGGCGCACGUAAACUGACCGUUCAAGAGGCUGUAACUCACCAAUGUGCUAAUACUGUCGGAUCCAUUAAAAAGAUGACAUCGAGAAAUGCAGAUGUCAGAGUAAUUUAUCAUGAGACGAAUGUUAUUAAAUGUUCGAAACUAGAUUUCUCAACCAUUAAUCCUCAAUCGCCAGAAUUGUUUGAAUUUGCACCGAACAGAUCAAUACGAAUUAAAGAUUAUCCAUCGCUUAAAAGAAAUGCUGCAGCAGGUCUGCAAGUAAUGAAAAAUAAAACUCAAGAAUUAAGUGAAGACACGGCUCAAAAUUAUGCUUCAAAAUUUGAGCGUCUCACUCUAAACAAUCACAGACAUAAUUCUUCGGGAAAAAUUAUCAAAGUGAGCGAAUUCCCUGAGGCUCCACUUAUAUCUUACUCAAGAUUGGUGCCAACUGUAGUUGCUGAAAACACCAGUUCAAGGUUUUAUAAGCUAAAUCAAAAGGUAUGA